ACCAUUGCUCCAAUCUGGCAAAAGAUUUAGCAUGCAAAGCACUCUAGUGAGACACAAGGGAACUGACAUUGGGGAGAAACCAUAUGAGUGUCUGUAUUGUGGGAAACGUUUUCUGCAUAAUUCCAAGCUGGUGAUACACCAGAGGACUCAUACAGGAGAGAAACCAUACGAGUGUCCGGAUUGUGGGAAAAGGUUCAGUCAGAAUUCCAACCUGGUGAUACACCGAAGGACUCACACUGGAGAAAAACCAUAUGAGUGUCCGGAUUGUGGGAAAAGGUUUAACUGGAAUUCUGAGUUGGAAGUACACCAGAGGACUCACACAGGAGAAAAACCAUAUGAGUGCCCGGAUUGUGGGAAAAGUUUCAGUCGGAAUUCCCACCUGGUGGAACACCAGAGGACUCACACAGGAGAGAAACCAUAUGGGUGUCCAGAUUGUGGGAAAGGUUUCCAGCAGAAUUCCAAGUUGGUGCUACACCAGAGGACUCACACGGGAGAGAAACCAUAUGGGUGUCCGGAUUGUGGGAAAAGUUUCAAGCAGAAUUCCAAGCUGGUGAUACACCAGAGGAGUCACACAGGAGAGAAACCAUUUGAAUGUCCGGAUUGCGGGAAAAGUUUCAGUCAGAAUGCCAACCUGGUGAUACAUCAGAGGACUCAUACGGGAGAGAUACCAUAUGAGUGUCCAGAUUGUGGGAAACUUUUUAGUAGAAAUUCCAAACUGCUCAUGCACCAGAGGACCCACACGGGAGAGAAACCGUAUGAAUGUCCAGAUUGUGAAAAAGGUUUCAAUUGGAAUUCUGACCUGGUGAUACACCAGAGGAUUCACACAGGAGAAAAACCGUAUGAGUGUCUGGAGUGCGGGAAACGCUUCAUUCGAAAUUCCCACCUUGUGCAACACCGCAGGACUCACACAGAAGAGAAACCAUAUAAAUGUCCAGAUUGUGGGAAAGGUUUCUAUCGGAAUUCCCACCUGGUAAUACACCAGAGAUCUCACACAGGGGACAAACCAUAUCAGUGUCUGGAUUGUGGUAAAAGUUUCAAUUGGAAUUCCACCCUAGUGAUACACCAGAGGACUCACACAGGAGAAAAGCCAUAUGAGUGUGUCGAGUGUGGGAAAAGUUUCAUUCGAAAUUCUGACUUGGUGAUACACCAGAGGACUCACACAGGAGAGAAACUGUAUGAGUGUCUGGAUUGUGGAAAAAGUUUCAAUCAGAAUUCUCACCUGAUGUUACACCAGAGGUCUCACACAGGAGAGAAACCAUAUGAAUGUCUAUUUUGUGGGAAAGGUUUCAGUCAGAAUUCCUACCUGGUUAAACAUCAGAGAAUUCACACAGGAGAAAAACCAUAUGAGUGUCCCGAAUGUGGGAAAAGGUUCAUUCGGAAUUCUGGCUUGGUGAUACACUGGAGGACUCACACAGGGGAGAAACCAUAUGAGUGUCCGGAUUGUGGGAAAGAUUUUAGCAUUAGAUCUAGCCUCAUAAAUCAUGUAAGGUUACACACAGGGGAGAAACCAUUCAAAUGUCCAGAUUGUGAACAGUGUUUCACACAAAAUUCCUCUCUUUCCGCACACAAGAAGACUCACCCUGGAGAGAAACCAUAUGAGUGUCUGUAUUGUGGGAAAGGUUUCCAGCAUAAUUCCAAGCUGGUGAUACACCAGAGGACUCACACGGGAGAGAAACCAUAUAAGUGUCUGUAUUGUGGGAAAAGUUUCAGUCAGAAUUGCAACCUGGUGAAACACCAUAAAACUCAUACAGGAGAAAAACUAUAUGAGUGCGCUGAUUGUGGGAAAACUUUCAAGCAGAAUUCCAACCGGCUUGUCCACCAGAGAACUCACACAGGAGAGAAACCCUUUGAUUGUCCUGAUUGUGGGAAAAGUUUCAGUUAUAAUUCCAACCUUCUGAAACAUCGGAGGACCCACACAGGAGAUAAACCAUAUGAAUGUCCAGAUUGCGAGAAAGGUUUCAGUUGGAAUUCUGACUUGGUAAAACACCAGAAGACUCACACGGGAGAAAAACCGUAUCAGUGCCUGGAUUGUGGGAAAAGUUUCAGUCGGAAUUCACACCUGGUGGAACACCAGAGAAUUCACACAGGAGAAAAACCAUAUGAGUGUCCUGAUUGUGGGAAAGGUUUCUCUCGGAAUUCCUACCUAGUGGUACACCAGAGAAAUCAUACAGGGGAGAAAGUGUAUGAGUGUCAAGUGUGUGGGAAAACUUUCAGUUGGAAGUCUGAACUGGUGAAGCACCAGAAGACUCAUACAGGGGAGAAACCAUUUCAGUGUCUGGAUUGUGGUAAAAGUUUCAGUUGGAAUUCCGCCCUGGUGAUACACCAGAGGUCUCACACAGGAGAAAAACCAUAUGAGUGUGUCGAGUGUGGGAAAGGUUUCACUCGAAAUUCUGACUUGGUGAUACACCAGAGGACUCACACAGGAGAGAAACUGUAUGAGUGUCCAGAUUGUGGAAAAAGUUUCAGUCAGAAUUCUCACCUGAUGUUACACCAGAGGACUCAUACGGGAGAGAAACCAUAUGAGUGUAUGUAUUGUGGGAAAUGUUUCAGUCAUAAUUCCAACCGGGUGAAACACCAGAGAACUCACACAGGAGAGAAACCGUAUGAAUGUCUCGAGUGUGGGAAAAGUUUCAGUCAGAAUUCGUACCUGAUGAAACACCAGAGAAUUCACACAGGAGAAAAACCAUAUGAGUGUGUCGAGUGUGGGAAAUGUUUCUACCGGAAUUACGACUUGGUGAUACACUGGAGGACUCACACAGGAGAAAAACCGUAUGAGUGUCCGGAUUGUGGAAAAGAUUUUAGUAUUAGGUCUAACCUUAUAAAUCAUGUAAGGUUACACACAGGGGAGAAACCAUUCAAAUGCCCAGAUUGUGGACAGUGUUUCACACGGAAUUCCUCCCUUAUCGCACACAAGAAAUUCCACAUGAGUCAAAAUUUGAUGUGUGUAGAGGAAUCUUGAACUUCUCGUCUCUCAUUGGGAACCCAGCUGAGAAAUUAACCAUUUAAUUUCUUGCAUGAUUCUUUUUAGUCAGACAUGUAUUCGUAUCAGACAUGUGGAAGGAGAUCUGAGCUUCCUUCCUCUGACCCAGCGCAGUCAUUUUCUUGUGGAAAACGAAAGAACUCUUACGAAUUCCAGAGGGGUUUAGCAGAGAGGUUUAUUUGCGCAGGUUCAGAAGCAUAAUGGAGAUAGGCAAUUCUGAACAAGGAGGGCGGGAUUAGACUUCAGUUUUAUACUAUCCUUUCAGGAACAAAAGGACUACACAUGGAAAUACACAUUGUAAUACAUUUGGAUCGUUUCUCAUGGACAUACAAUGGAAGGGUUUGCUACAUA
Messenger RNA from Protobothrops mucrosquamatus (brown spotted pit viper), 3331 nucleotides. Its product is annotated as zinc finger protein 850-like. The transcript has 3 exons. The record is from RefSeq and is a predicted model, not a curated record. The coding region runs from base 32 to 2959 and encodes 975 amino acids. Lineage: Eukaryota; Metazoa; Chordata; Lepidosauria; Squamata; Viperidae.